Messenger RNA from Plodia interpunctella (Indianmeal moth), 6696 nucleotides. RefSeq lists its product as uncharacterized. The record is from RefSeq and is a predicted model, not a curated record. Bases 751 to 5370 code for a protein of 1539 amino acids. The transcript is spliced from 3 exons. NCBI's taxonomy places the organism in Eukaryota, Metazoa, Arthropoda, Insecta, Lepidoptera, Pyralidae.
GCCAAAUUAACCCGAUUGGUCGGUCGGCGUGGACGCGUGCGAUACUGUCCUGCGCCCGCGCAUACACUUGUCACGCCGCAUAUACAUUUCGCGCUUAAAGUUUAAUUAGUGGUGUUUAGUUUGUUUUGUGAUUUUCAAUAGUCUGCGAAUAAUAACGUAAUUUAGUUCAACUGAGGGAUUAAUAAAAUUUAAUUUUUGCUGACAUUUCAUGGUGGUAUUGUUCUUGUCUUGAUUGCGUUAUCAAAAUAAAUUUUACUUUUAGAACGAUUAGCUGAGUAUCACUAAGGUCAAUUAUAUUUAUCAGAGUGUUCACUGAAAACUACUUUGCUUGAUUAAAACCUUUUAAUGAAGUAAUUACGUAAAUAUGGACAUAAAAUGAUCUUUGUCUGGGAAGAUUCCAGUAUCUUUCGACAUACAUAUAGGCGUGUAUAUAAGAUUUAAAAAAUAAUUCUUUAAUUUUAAGGUACCUGAGUCAAAUCAUAGGAAAAAUCCCCUAUUUCUAGAUCGAAGUAGACCCACUGUCUUCUCCUGAAUACGUCGGAAUUUUUACUCAAUCCAAAAUAAAAAUAGUGAGGUCGAUUAGACUGUAAAUAAUAAAGUUAUAAAUACACAUACUGACAUUCCUAAUGUUGUUAACUGACAGAACGUAAAUUACGUAAAAAUAUUUGUGUAUGUUGUGCCAAAACCGUGAAGUGGGAGUUUGUGUAUUGUAUAUAAAUGAGCUUUAUAUAAGUGUAUGUGUUAUAAAUCAUGAUUGCCGUUUUGGAUGUCGGAGACAACAAUAGUUACUUCAGAUCUUUUCUACCUGCUGUCAACUCACCACCGGUUCCUCAUCGGGAUGUCUCUGGCUCAUCUUCUCAAUACCGUCCCUUCAACGAUGAAUACGCCACAGUUCAACGUCGAGCUGACCGGCAAGCCCAGCCAGAUGUUGAGCUCGAACGAAACAAGAAAGACAAGAAAUGGUCACUUGGAAAACUGUUCCGAAGAAAGAAGAAGGAGGAAGAAAGUCCGUCGUCAUCGGAAAGCGAUGAAGGUGUCAGCACAAGAUCUCCAUCCAAAAAGAAGGCAAAGAAGAAGAAACGUACACCUGCUGUAAAUAAUUUUGAUCAUAUUGUCGUCCGAGACACUAGACGCGCUCAGAGCUUGGCUCAUCCUCAUUUAAAGGAUACAGCUGAUGAUGGUGUACUAUCAGAUCCCUCGGCUGGAUUCAUCAACUAUCGAGCCAAGACUCAACUAUACGGAGCUUCAAAAGAGUCUCUAAGUUUAAGAGAUGAAAAUUCCAGUCGUUCUAUGAAAACAGUUUUAGAUACUCCUACAAGAAAAACUAGAAAAGGAAGGCUGAAAGCUCGAGUAGAAGCUCUAAGAAACAGCAUGAGAGGAGAAUCAAGUAGUGAUGAGGAAUCACUGAAAUCGUCAAAUUCUUCGUCCAUGGUCCGAUUUCGAAGUGACGAUUCGUUAAUGCGAUCGCGAGAUAGUUCUUUAAAUAAAAGAAGUAGAAGCGCUAGAAACGAAAGAUAUAUAAAACGGUUAUCUCGCGAUGAAGAAAAUCAGUUGAACAAAGAAGCUGAAUUAAUUCAACAAGGCUACACAAAAGCAGAAGUUGAAAUGUUAACACGAACACCGACGAGUCAGAGUAGUGGAUACGGAACUUGCAAACGCGAACAAAACAAUAAAAUAAAACAAGAGCAGACGUAUUCUAACGAUUUAAGUCGGCGCCCGCUUAAAUCUGAAUCAAUAUCAUCAUUUCCAUCCACUCAAAGUUAUCCUUCAUCGAUUAAUUUUAAUGCAAAAGUUAACAGCGAACAUAUUAACUAUUCCAUAAAAUGCCCAAACAGUAACAUAAUUAGGGAACCGCUUUACGUUAAUAACAACAGAGAGGGCAACGUAAAUAACCACUACGAAAGACCUGAAAACAUAAUGUGUGUUAAGUUUCCUUUGGGAAACGUUACUAAUAUAAGGAAAGAAGAGAGAGCCCCACCAGUACCACCUCCUCGUGACAUGCAAAGAAAGGUCGCCACUCCUGUGUCAAUGUACUAUGAGCCAAAUGCCAUAGUAACUGAUACUAUGGGUAGUAAACAAAAUUUACUUCACGGUGUACCCAACAACGACUUUGAGAGAAUUAUGCGACGAAGCCAAGAAAGAACGAUCGGUCAAGGUUUCAAUGGGUUACGACGACCUAUUUCGAACUCCGAAGAUCAUAUUGCAAUGCAAAACAACGAAUACCUGCAAAACUUUUACUAUAGGAAUGAUCAACCUCGAAGACCUGCUUCAGUUUCGGCAGAGCCUAAUCAUUAUGGCAUUUAUGCAAAUACACCGCCGUGGAGGAAGAAAGUUGAGCAACCAUCACUUGUAAAACCCGAACCUGUUCAAUUAAGACAGGAUUAUUUAUAUUACGCUGAUGGCAGCCCAAGAUCACGGCGGCCAAUAAGCAUAAAAACUAGUCAAAAUGGCCAUGAAAAUCAAUACUUAAGUGAUUCACAGGCAUCACUAACAGAAAAUAUAUAUCGCAGACCUCGGAAUGCUUCAGAAUUUUGGAGAAAAAUUGAUGACGCUGAGAGACAAAAAAGACAGCAAGGGAUUUUCGCCAAUUCUCGAAGUAAAAGUGAAUAUGCUAGCAAUACACAAAUAAAUAAACCAUUGAUGACAGAUCAAAAUAGAAGAAAUAUUAAUAAAACGGAAAAUAGUGACUAUCAAAACAAAAACAAAAUUGAAUACAAACAACCCUCUGUUGAUACUACAGAUGGUGCUAGAAUAUGGAAAGCUACAACAGAGUACAAGCGAUCCAUUACGGUGGACCCACCUAAAUCUGUUAUAUCUCCUUCGUCUAAAACUCAUGUACGUCACAAAUCUGACACAUUUGUACCAAAUUCCUAUCAACCACUAUCGGAUGAUGAGAAAAAUUCUGAACGCAGAAAAUCUACAAACCUUGAUGACGCUCUCAAUGAGCUAGAGGCAAUUUAUAAUAGUUUAGGUUUAGGUGACGAAGAUUUGUUAGAUAGAGCCGAACGCCGAGAGCUAAUGACGCCAAAGUUUAAUGAUCAUUUUAAUGAUUGGAACGGCAAUGAUGAGGAUGUGCAACUACGAAGUCAACCAACGACCCCUUUGAGGCGAGUGCCAAGACGAUCUACAUUACCUGACAAAUUACAGGAUGAUAUGGCAUUCCGUAGGUUGAAUUCGUUAACAAAAGAAAAGCCAAGCCAUAAAGAUACUCAGGCUCAAAUAAGUUACAUGUUGGCUUCUCCUGUUUACGUACCGUAUGCGUCAGAUGAUGAUAGAAAUUCAGAUCGAAACGAACCAGAUAUUGUACAUGAUGAUGUCGUGUACAGAAAUAUUAAACAGACUAAUAGUAGAUUGAAAACAGUUGAGCCACAACCACCGUUUGGUAUUCCGAUAGGGCCAGUGACACCAGCUCCACAAAGCGACUAUUUACAUGCUACACCAGAAAAUAAGAUUAGAUCUAGAUUUAUACCAAGAAGAUCUCCUGAUAUUGUAUCCGAUGAUUUAGCGUACAGAAGUCUAAGGAAAGAUAAUAGACAUUCAUCCUUAUUUAAUGGAGAUGAAUAUAAUGGCCACAUUAAUAACAAUCAUAACUAUGCAGAAUUUCCAUUCACAAAAGAAUCAGUAGCCAAUUUAAAAAAGAAAAGAGCAGUUCGGUCUCUGUCUGCUAAUAUAUUCACUAUGAUACAAAAAGAGAUUGACGAUGCUGUAAAUAUGAGUAAAAUGGCUUCAAUACAAAAGACACAUAGCAAUUCUGAUGUAAUGAGACGUCUGCGUGAGACCUUUGACAAUAACGAUAAUGAACCGGACCACUACCCACGUAAUAAGGUAAAACAUAGACACAACACUAUUAGUCUUUUUGUCAAUAACAUCCACACUCCCACUACCCAUUUUGCAAAAGACGAUUCAUUUGUUCAUAAUGAUGAUAAAUAUCUUGCUAAGCCUCCAUCUUGUGAUAAGUCCAAAAGUUCAUCACCAUCAAACAGAUCACCACAGUCAUCAAAACGUUCAUCAAAAGAUGAAUUUCAGCAUGUGCUAAGUAUGUUAGCCCAAGAAGCUAUGGAUACUAGUAAUAAAUUAGGCGUAGCUUUAGCCGAAUUAGAUAAGAACAGGAACAACACUGAGAAGAAAUCAGACGUACAGUCCAAAAUAUCUGAUAGUAGAUUAACUUUUUUAAAUGGUUUAACAAAUACGUCCUGUGAAGAAACUAUACCUGAAAUAAAACAUGUACAAGUGCAUUCGGAAAUCAUAAGUAAUAGACACGAUGACAAUAAACCUUUUAAAAAUGAACAAGAAUCCAAAGGUAAAAAAACUGAAGACAGUUUGCUUGCAAUAUCAAAUCAACUACAUAAAGUAGAAAAUCAAUUAAAACAUAGCUAUGAAAAAGAACUAAAUUUUGAAGAUGAGAGUAGAAAGCUCUCUAAUUACAUAAACAAAGCUGAAGAACGAUUGAAAGCCGAAAAAGCUACCAUAGCUAAUGCUGAAAAAAGAUUGGUUCCUGAUGUUGUACCCUUGAGAAUACAGAAUGACUCUGUUAAAAUUGAAGUCAUUGAUGAAGUUCCAACCAAAGCAGAAUCCAGUAAUCAGUCACCACCACAACCUCAAAUAAAUUCAUUGAAUCCAUUCUUAAAUAUGGACGAUAAAAUAAAAGAAAUCAGCGAAAUAAAUGCCUUCAAAGAAUUGAAAGACGGAAUUACCGACUUAAUAGCUGGUAUAUCACAGGUUAAUGAAAAACUGUUCGUUCCUAAAGUUGCGAAAGCUGAAAAUGAUGUAACAUAUAAAAAUAAAAUAACAAGCAUCACGGAAGCCGGUGAAAAGUUAAAUCAAGUUACACAACCUGUUACUCCACAAGAAAAGCCGCACAGAGCUUCUGUAAAUUUGUCUAUAUACGAAGAUGAUCUAGAAAUAAGGAAAGAUGCUGCUGACUCCACCGAAUACAACUCGUCUGAGGAAUUGGCGACGAUAUUCAAAUUAGAUGGUAGCUCAAGACCACAGGUAAAAGCUGUGAAAGAGAUUAAUAAUUCAGAGUCUGAAAACGUAACACGUGCAGAUCUCAGUUCUCCGAAACUCGUUCAGAGUGUGAAUCAGCACUUACGAAGGCUCUCGGUCGACCAAACAAACGAUACUCCUAGUCAAAGCAACUCACUGCCUACUAACAUAGUGCCGUGGAGAGCUAAAAGGCAAAAUAGUUCACAAAAAGAUAAUAGAGGCGAUAGCACGCAGUCGAAGCGCAGUUGGCGUGACUCUGGCACGUUGAUGUUAGCUUGUUCCUACACCUUGAUGUUCUCCCAACACCUCCAGGAUCUGGACUGGCUGACGCUGCUCGGCUUGCUACUGGCCGUCAUCACCAUUAUCGCUAUGCUUAUUAUUUAAUUUUAACUUUUAACCCGUAGAAAUAGGCUCGUUCGUUCAACCUAAUUUUUUUAGUUACAUAAUAUAUCAAAUCAACGAAUAGGUUUAAUACCUAAGUAAAACAUAUGAAAAAGUUUCUUAUUUGAAGAACCGCAAAAUUAAUUAACUGUCAUUCCUAAAACGAGCCACUAAGAGGCACGCCCCAUUGCUUAGUCGAGCUCCGUUGUUUUGACAUCCGUCGACGUCGACAACGCAGAAAUUGUUUACGUGUAUAACCUCCCUAUAACAUGGAAUUAAUAAGUAUAGUACUUACGUACGUCAACGCACGUUAGUAUCAAAAUGACGCAACGUAGCAGUGGGGCUUGGCUCUAAUUCAUAACCAGUAACAUUCACCGACUUACAAAGAUUUUAUUUUUAAAAUUGUAUUUAUUUUCAAUGAAUUUUAAUUCUAGUACUUAUAUUUUUACUUAAGUAAGAAUAGAAAUCAUUAUUUUUAAGCUUGUUUUUUAUUUUACUUUGUAAAUGUUACCUGUGAUUUAUAUUUUAUUUUCAUGUAACGUGUGCCAAAAUUCACGAUCAAAAUUAUGUUAAAUUUAGUUCGUGUUUCUUAUUUGCAUGUAUUGUAUUGAUUUUGCAUGUUGUGUUGUUUACUUUAUAACCUGUUUUUGUAGAUUUUAUUAUAUUUGUAGUGUGUAUUACCUACCUAAUUAAUUUAGUUUAGUUAAAAUCCUGAUUAUAUUUAGAGUAAAGAGUACCUACAUAAAAAUCUAUAACUAUUCUUAUAUUAAGACCGUUUAUGGAGGAAAAUUUCUUGUUUAGAUGUAUUAGAAUAUCAAAUUAUCUAUACCUAUGCAUAAAAUGUCAUUCUUAUUAUAACAUUUAACUCGCAUUUAACUCGACGUUUAGAAACAUUUUGUCAGAAAUUUUAAGAAAUAAAAUAUAACAAUUUACAAAUUCGAAUAUUAUUUUCCUUCACAAAAGAUGUAUUUUUUAAAAUAAUAACUGAGUAUUAAUUACUUAUUCCCUUUGCGAUUCAUAAAAUUGGAAACCUUAGACGUUUUAACAUUUUUGAAUCCCAUAUUUAUUUAUAUAUAAAAUGUUUUAUUACAAUUUCAAUUUGAUUUUCUUCUAGGUGAUAACUGAUUGCCACUCUUCCACCGGCGUAAUCUAAGAACUUCAAUGAGUUUAAGUGAUUCAUUUAUUAUAUAGGUAAUCUAUAUUAUGUAUUUUAUUGUAUUUGUAUGACAUACUUACUUCAUUAUGUUUAUGUAGAGGCUUCCAGUUACAUAAAGAGAGCAUUAUUUAUAUGAGGAAAAGUUAUAAUUUAAAUAAAAUGUUUCAGUUUAA